AUGUCUGCUCCGGGGCCUAUCGAGCUACCGCCGCCAUCGGGAGAGCCCGAGCUCUCGCCUGAAGAGUCCGACGCGUUGCUCUCUCCGCCGGAAAUUGAGCCAGAGCCAGAGCCAGGGCUUCAUGGAAAUCCAGUACAAUGGUUUGAUGCCAACCGAGCCGAGUCUUACACUCGGAUAGAACCGUUUCAAGAGACUCAGGAUACGUCUGUAGAGUUCGUCUUCAAGCCCGUGACGCUCUCAGUACUUGCUGCUGCACUGGUAUUGCUCGCAUAUGUUGCGACAACAGACGAUGUACUGCCCGAGGGGAGCGACAAGCGCCGUGUGGGAGCAUACGCUGCGAUAUCCAGUUUCUUGUUGUUCUCGAUGAUACAGUUCCGCGACGGACCUUUCAUCCGCCCGCAUCCGGCGUUCUGGCGUGUCGUGCUCGGAGUCAACCUUCUCUACGAGCUGGCGCUUGUCUUUCUACUCUUCCAAGAUCUCAGCUCGGCUCGCGCUAUGAUGACCUACUUGGAUCCGAACUUGGGAAAACCGCUGCCCGAAAAGAGCUACGCGGAGAACUGCGAGUUCACCUUCGCGAACGUUUGGGACGCAAUUGAUAUCUUCUGUCUCGCGCACGCGCUAGGCUGGUUUGGGAAAGCUCUGAUCCUACGAGACUACUGGUUCUGCUGGAUCUUGAGUAUCGCGUUCGAAUUCGCCGAGUACAGUCUUGAGCAUCAACUAGCUAACUUCGGAGAGUGCUGGUGGGAUCAUUGGAUUAUGGAUGUACUUGUGUGCAAUUGGCUCGGGACGUACCUUGGUAUGAAGACCUGCCAGUACUUCGAAGUCAAGCCUUUCACAUGGCGCGGAAGACCUCGCGGCUUCCGGGCACGUACAAAACGCAUGUUCAAGCAGUUCUCGCCGCACGAUUUCACGUCCUUCCAGUGGCAUGGCUCGGCCGACUUUCUACACUAUGUCACGGUGGUGCUGUUGUUAGCGGUAUUCCUCGCUGCAGAAUUGAACCCGUUCUAUCUCAAGACGCUGCUCUGGAUGGAGCCGGACCAUCCGUUUGUCAUCUCGAGAUUGGCCGGUGUCUUCCUCUGUGCCCUUCCAGCCGUUCGCGAACUGUAUCAGUAUAUCAGCAACCCACGAAAAGCGGUUAGGAUGGGUCAACACUGCUGGCUUCUACUCGCGACGAUCUUGACAGAAGACCUCGCGAUCUUCAAAUGGAGUAAGAGUCAGUUUCCCGAGCCGAUGCCCCAGCGGGUUAUCUACGCUUGGGCCGUCGGCGGCACGCUUCUUGUGUUAUACCCUAUACUCAACUUCGGUGUACCGGCCGCGCGCCGGUUCUUGCGGAGAAACAUACGCAAGAACAAGAACAAGACACAAUAA
This is a messenger RNA of Peniophora sp. CBMAI 1063, 1368 nucleotides long. The record is from the annotation of a GenBank genome assembly. NCBI's taxonomy places the organism in Eukaryota, Fungi, Basidiomycota, Agaricomycetes, Russulales, Peniophoraceae.